CCGCGUGCGGGGCGCUCCGCAUUCCAAUGCGAGAUGUGAGCAGAGUGCGGCGGGACUUCGCUGCUUCCCUACCGUCUCUCUGUUCCAGCCGCAGUUCCUAAGGAUUGGAAACAUGUCCAAGGAAGGAGGCUCCUGUCCGGACGGCUACAGAGCUUUAAGCGCCGCCGAGCUGACGGAGCUUCUACACAGCGACCACAAAAUGGACCAAAUUAUCCGACUCAAUGAGAAGUUCCAGGAACUUCAGGUUGACCGGGAGAUGCUGCUGACCACCAACCGGAGCCUGGCUGAGGAGAACCUGGCUCGGCGACCCCGGCUUAAUAACGGCAAGCUCCAGCUGGCGGAGAAAUACAAGGAACUGUCCAGCCUCGUAACCACAUGCUGGGAAAAACAGAGUCAGCUGGAGGCUCGCGGGCAGAGGCGCAGCUUGCAGACGGCGCAGAACCUCCUGCAGGAGGAGGUGGCACGUGGUGAGGAGCGCUCCGAGAUUUAUGCUGCGUGCUCCAGUUCUCCCAGAGUCCAGACUUUCCAGGGUUCUGCUCAAGAACGUACUUGAUUCUACAGAUGCGGUAAAAUGCUCACCAACCAAUGGGCAAAAGUUGACCCUCUUAGACACCCUCCCCCCUCCUCAUUUACAUAAUAAGGCAGAAAUGCAGACAGAAAUGUAAAAAUGACAGGAAGAAAUAAAUAGG
Cyprinodon tularosa is the source of this 689-nucleotide messenger RNA. It is a transcript of the gene vps37d, whose product is annotated as VPS37D subunit of ESCRT-I. Gene Ontology annotation, cellular component: ESCRT I complex. NCBI's taxonomy places the organism in Eukaryota, Metazoa, Chordata, Actinopteri, Cyprinodontiformes, Cyprinodontidae. The transcript has 5 exons. Gene Ontology annotation, biological process: protein targeting to membrane; protein targeting to vacuole; ubiquitin-dependent protein catabolic process via the multivesicular body sorting pathway. The coding region runs from base 113 to 553 and encodes 146 amino acids. The record is from RefSeq and is a predicted model, not a curated record.